UUUUAAUUAGCUUCAAUCCCAAAGAAGCUCCCUAAACUACUACUACACACACCGAUCGGGCCAUCAUCCCCUCAGGUUGCUCUGCUCGACCAUCUCUGAUCCGGAAGGAAUCUGAUUCGAUUCGAGGCGGCGGCAGAAGGCGCUCUAUUGAUCGACUUGGUGAUGGUGGUGGUUUGUUCUUCGCUGGUUCGUGGCUUCUAGGUCGCCCAGCUGCCAUGGUUCCGUGAUGAUGAUAGGCGCGCAGUCAAACAGAUGCUCAAACAUGAUUGAGUCAUGCCAUCUCAAAUUCUAACACAUGUAAAAGAUGAUCAAGAAAAAAUGGGAAGGGAAUCCUACAGUUCAUGUCAGAAAGAUUUCAAUUCGCCAUCAAUCAUCUAUGUUAUCGAAUGGCAUGUACUCUCCCAAAGGAAUUAAAGCUGCCAAUUUGCAAGAGCAGGAGCAUAUAGAGACCAGAAAUCUCGCUGAUACAAGUGGCUCAGGUCGUCAUUCAUGUCUCGGUUCCAGUCCAGUACUAUCAGAACCUCAUCUGAAGCCAUGGCUCAGCAGCAAGGCACCUAGCAGUGAAGAGGAACAGGUGAAGUUCAUGCCAAUCAUUUCUCAGAAUGUGGACAAAGUCGAUAACAUUCAGGCUAAGGGUUUCAAAUCUGGCAUUGUCGAUUGGGGAUUGCUUGAGAGAUUGAAGUAUCAUCAAAAAUGUGCCGUUCAUUGGGGAACCAAGAGACCCAAAUCCAUCAAGAACAAGUCUUCUCCAGUGCUUUAUACAUUUAACACAUACACUCAACACACUGGAAGAAAAGCUCGUCCUCAAUCUGAAAGGUUUGGUUCUUUUGAUCACAAAGCAAAACAGAUAAGUGUAGAUGAUGAACAAUUGGACGAUUCAAAACGAGCUUCAACCAUAAGUCCUUUUGUUGCAGAUAGUCAGAAACACUACGAUGCUUGUUCAGACUUGAAAGCCACAUGUUCUGAAUUGUCAUUGCAGAUGGAUUUUGGAUCUUCAGUUUCAACCUCCAAUUUUCUUGUUCUUACUUCAGCUGGCACAUACAAUACCACAGAGAUUCAAGACACUAGCUUGCAACAUCCACAGGAGUCCCAAGAUUAUCCUCAUAAUCAAGGUUUAGCAGAUUGUUUGUGUCAACUACGUCAGAGCAACAACAUACAGAAUCAUCUACGUGAUAUUGCCGAGACAAGACGGAAUAGUUUCGAGUCAUAUUUUGAUGACACCAUUUUAAUGGAAGGAAAAAGUUGCAAAAUUUCAAUUGGCCAUGUUGUGGAUGAUAAAGUCAUUGAUGAAUCUCCUCGCCUUUCCAACUCUUGUCUUUUCCCUUGCGUCAGUCUAAUCAAAGCAUCUAAUACUUUGCGAGCUGAGACUGUGAUAUCCACUGAAAAAUCAAAACACCAAAUCAGGAACCAGAAGCAAAUUUCUCAAAAUAGUCUCCAGCAAUUUUUAAUCCUUGCAGCUAAAGAAGAAAGAAAUUCAUCUGUCUGUCAGUCAAAUGUUAGGCCAAAGUGGAUGAAGCGAAGUGCAAGUUUAAAGGACGGUUCUUCAACAUUCGGGCUUGGAACAGCAGAUAACAAUAAAGAAAUAUCAAGUUAUAAGGUGAGGCAGAGUCCAUUGAGGAUGGUAUUUAACUCUUUGCUGAUACCAAAGAACACUGUGCAUCUUUCUGGGCCAAUUUCCUCUUCACCUUCUCAAAGUUCUUUUACAUAUAAAAAUGGUACAUAUCUGAUCUCUAAAAAGACAGCAGAUACUUCAAACGAUGAAUCCUAUAGAAAACAAGGGUUUCUUCACAAUGACAAUCAUGAUGCUAAAAUUUGGAAGGCUAUUCUUCAAGUUUCCUGGAAACAUGGAGUGCCUUUGUUUAUGUUCUCAUCCUCAGAUGGUGGUAUUCUUGCAGCAACAAUAACAAGGCAAAAUGGCUUGCACAAGCAUGAUUUUGAGUGUGCUUAUUCAAUAUUUUGCCUUCAUGAAAUUAAGAAGAUUGAUGCCUUGGCUAACACCGGGAAAAGAAGUAAUAAGCAAUGGUUGGUUUCUGAUGUCAUUGGCAGGAUGAAUGUUUCAAGAACAAAAAAUCAUGAUCCCCAAAAUCAUUAUUUCACAAGAGAGUUUGUGUUGCUCGGUACUGAGCCAACACCAUCUCAAGGACCUGAUGCCUUUUCACUUAACUCUGAGCUCGCUGCCAUUAUUGUCAAGGUUCCUGAAGAAAUGCUAGAAAGUUGUGAUCAUUCUUUGCCGCGCAUCAGCUACUUCAAUGAUUCACCAGUAAGUAUAAGCCAUGAAGAGGAGAGUAGUAACUCAGACCUAUGCAAUAUGGUAAUCCUACUUCCAAGUGGAAUUCAUGGUUCAUCAAUCGAUAGCAAACCUCCACCAUUGAUCCAGAGAUGGAGAUCAGGAGGAAAAUGCGACUGUGGAGGCUGGGAUGAGGGUUGCAGCCUAACUGUUCUAAGCAACAAGUUCCAUGGGUGCAGCAGCUCAACACUGAGUAAUAUGGGUAGACUUAAGCUGUUUCUUCAGGCUGGAUCACAAACAAAUACUCAUGCCUUCCACAUGGUUUCUUCCGAAGAUGGGCUGUACACAGUUAACUUCGUGACGUCCAUUUCCUGUGUUCAAGCUUUUGCAAUUGGUCUAGCAACCCUGCACUGUUGGCACCCUUCCAUUCAUUCUUGUGAGCCAAAAGAACUGCCACUGCAAGAUAAAGGAUCUCCCCACUGUAAGUGAGUAAGGAAACAUGCUUUGACAUAUUUUCUCAUCCUGAUUGAGUUUGCUAUUUCAUGAUGAUGGUCAAAUGGAUUAGCCACUAUUUGUACAUGAUGUACCAUAGUUUGGUUAGGUGUGUGUACAGAUGAGUAAAGAAGUUGAUCAAAAGUAAAGAUAUUACGUUCCAUCUUCA
This is a messenger RNA of Zingiber officinale, 2888 nucleotides long. RefSeq lists its product as uncharacterized. The transcript is spliced from 3 exons. Bases 305 to 2716 code for a protein of 803 amino acids. Lineage: Eukaryota; Viridiplantae; Streptophyta; Magnoliopsida; Zingiberales; Zingiberaceae. The record is from RefSeq and is a predicted model, not a curated record.